AUGAAUACAUCGUUUGAAUAAAUAAGCAAAUCACCUUUGAAUCAUUCCAUAUCCAAAUAAUUAUAUUCUUUUCCAAAAGCUAAUCGAUUCAAAGAAUUUAAAGAUUCUGCGUUAUUUAUCAUAAUCCUAUUUCUAGAUGUCCAAAUAUUUACACACUCCCUAGUAUGAUGAGUAAACGUGGAGCUGGAAUUGGAUAUGGAUAAAAAUCAGAUUUAAUUUAAGAAAGUAUUACACCAGGUCCUAACAAUUAUUAAAUGAAGACUACUCUUAACAUAAGUAAUGGCUGGACUAUGCCAGUAGGCAGAGAUGUAUACAUCAUUUAAACAUACUAAAGAAAAGUAAUAAAUAUGAAGGUAUCUUUCUUGGUCUCAUUCAAAAAACUCCAGGACCAGGGCAAUAUAAUUUUUAAGAUAAUAAAUCUCCUAUUAAAUAUUCAAUGAGAAUGAGAACUGAAAGUUAGAAAGAUAAAGAUAGAAAACCUGGACCGUAAAUUUAUUAUUUCUAUUAUUAGUGGACAAUACAAUUUGCCUGAAGCAUUAACUGAAAAUGGAAAAUAUAAAAUUAGUAAGUUUAGAGAGUAAUUUAUUUUAUCAAAUUCAUAAGUUCAGGUGCAAUCAUUCUCUCUCCACCUAAAGCAAAAAGUUCUCGUUUCUCACCUGCUCAUGAACUUACUCCAGGACCCGGAUAAUAUCAACACACAGGUGAUAUUGAUCCAAAAGGACUUUAUUAUUGUUCUAAAUUUGUAGAUACAAAAUCUACAGUUUUCACUAAAGCAAAAAGAGAAUUAACUAAAAUCAGAGUUGAAUCACCUGGACCAGGUUAAUAUAAAUUACCAUCAGAAUUUGGGUAUUCUUUUCAUUUUUUAACUUAGUUAUUAUGAAAAACCGAUAAAAUGA
Paramecium sonneborni is the source of this 896-nucleotide messenger RNA. NCBI's taxonomy places the organism in Eukaryota, Ciliophora, Oligohymenophorea, Peniculida, Parameciidae. The record is from the annotation of a GenBank genome assembly.